AUGUUUGGAUACAAUCUUUUGAUUACCAUUUUAGGGCUAUACUCAGUCCUUGGAGCUUCAUAUUCCCCCACCCUGGACGUCAAAAAUACAAAUCAACUCACCAAUGCCGCAACUCAAGCUCUUAAGAAUCUGUUGACCUAUCUUGACGGUUAUGAUGGCUCGUUUAGCCAAACCGAUACCCCGUGGCAUGAAUCAGGCAUGAUCUGGGGCAUGUUCAUGGACUAUGCGCAAUACACAGGAGAUAGACAGUUUUCCGAUCUAGUCACCAGUGCUCUAGUCAAUUCAUCCUUCAAAACUGCCCAUGACUUCCUCGGAGGCAACCAGGGUCAGGUGGUGGAAAAAUUUCUCGGGCGAUGGAAUGAUGACAUCUUAUGGCCCAACCUCGUUAUUAUCACCGGGGCAGAACUUUUCGGGCCGAAUGCGCAAAUGGCGGGUGGCAACGGAGAUUGGAUCAGUCUAGCCACGAAAACCUACGACCAAGUCUGGGCUCAGAAUGAUAACAAGUGUGGAGGCGGAAUAUAUUGGUCCAGGAACCGGGAAUCCAAGGGUGGAAACUACAAGUCUCUGAUUACGCAAGUGGAAUUUAUCUCUCAAGGCGCCCGAAAUUUCAUGCAAACGAAGAACGCCACAGCUUUUGAGCAAUCGAAAACUAUCCUGGAUUGGAUCACAUCAUCAGCCAUCGGGGAUCAGAAAACUGGCAUUCUGUAUGAUGGUCUUGAAGCUAACGACUGUGGAAAGCUGUCAACCUCGCUAUGGACUUACAAUUAUGGACAAUUGCUUGGUUCCCUCGCGUGGAUGUUCAAAGCAACAGGAGACAAGAAAUACCUCGAUAUGACGACUUCAUACUUUGAUUAUGGCGCCCGUACUUUUGCUGGUUCGAAUACGUCGGGUAUCAUUGCUGAGCAAUGCGAAGCGGACAAGAGCUGCAACCGAGACCAACAGGGAUUCAAAUCAGUUUAUGUCCGCAACUUAGCUUAUCUUUACCGAAUAACCAACAAUCAGACGAUGAAGGCACAGAUUCAAAACAUGAUUGACACCUCUGUCAACGCCAUGGGCCUCGAAGGGCUACUGUUCAAGGUGCCAGCGCAGCUGAUCACCUGA
Messenger RNA from Puccinia triticina, 1101 nucleotides. RefSeq lists its product as uncharacterized. The coding region runs from base 1 to 1101 and encodes 366 amino acids. The transcript is spliced from 6 exons. Lineage: Eukaryota; Fungi; Basidiomycota; Pucciniomycetes; Pucciniales; Pucciniaceae. Gene Ontology annotation, biological process: carbohydrate catabolic process; fungal-type cell wall biogenesis. Gene Ontology annotation, molecular function: mannan endo-1,6-alpha-mannosidase activity. The record is from RefSeq and is a predicted model, not a curated record.